Messenger RNA from Pocillopora verrucosa, 1511 nucleotides. RefSeq lists its product as uncharacterized. The record is from RefSeq and is a predicted model, not a curated record. Gene Ontology annotation, biological process: beta-D-galactose catabolic process via UDP-galactose, Leloir pathway. Gene Ontology annotation, molecular function: UDP-glucose 4-epimerase activity. Lineage: Eukaryota; Metazoa; Cnidaria; Anthozoa; Scleractinia; Pocilloporidae. Gene Ontology annotation, cellular component: cytosol.
UAGAGAGUCAUUUAGCUCAGAUUCACUAACUACACAAUGCAGAUGAACGCGAUUAGAGAAAUGUUUAUGCUUCUAGCAUAUCUUCUGGUCUAUUUUCAUUACACUUGUGGCGAAGAAUCUAUAGGAGAAGGAAAAAAUGGGAAAAGCGGUCGAAAAAUUCUGGUAUUUGGUGGGAAUGGAUUCAUUGGAAGCGAAGCUGUACGGAGACUUUUAGACAAAGGAGAUGAGAUCACCAUUGUGAAUCGUGGGAAUUGGUACUUUGAUUCUGACCAGCGAAUCAAACCAUUUGUAAAAGAGCAUUUUAUUUGUGAUAGAGACAUGCGAAUGAGAACUGAAUGCAAGGAGAUUUUAACUUCCGGUUAUUACGAUGCUGUAAUCGAUUUCAGUUCAUACAACGCAAGACAAUUAAAACAGGUGGUCGAAAUACUGCAUGAUCGUGUCGGUCUUUACGUGUACAUCAGCACCGAUUCUAUCUAUGAAGUCUGCGAGAAAACGCACUCCGGGCCCAGUGUUGAAGAGGAUGCCGUGCGACCGAAGAACAGGAAAAAACGCUUGCAACUUAAGAGAGAAGAAGGCUAUGCGCAUGACAAGUUGGCUUGCGAGGAAGUCCUCGAGGAACAGAGAAAGUCUAGUGGAUUCCCGUAUGUGGCUUUGCGACUCCCGGAUGUUAUUGGACCACGUGAUAAUUCCUUCCGGUUUUGGACCUACCAGUUGUGGAUACGCAUCCAUAAAGACAUCAAACACCCGGUACAUAUGCCCAGCAGUGUGUCCGACACAAAAUUUAGCCUUAUACAUGUGGAAGACGCCGCCAAAGCGAUUGAGAAAGUAUUGGAUGUCGGUCCCGCUGUACACAAUCAAGCCAUCAAUGUGGCGUUUGAUGAGCAUUUUACAUUGAAAAAACUUCUCCGAGACAUGGCAGAUAAAAUGAACAUUGACCAGCUGGAAUUCAUCUCUCAAGAUGAGGAAACGUGGUAUUCUUAUCCUACUGUUACCAAAGGUCCCCUAGAUAUCAGUAAGGCUAAGCUCUUACUCGGCUGGGAGCCUAUGACCUGGGAAAGGGCAUUGUACUCGCUGAUAUUUUUCUUCGAGGGUGCCAUGACUGACGCAAGGUUUCUUAGGGAAAGAGAGGUUCUCCUGGCUGACGUCUUUGAAAACAUUAUUCCGGAGGAACUUUAUGAAACCGCCCUAAAGAAACUGGUUUCAAUGUAUGGCAAGGAUGUACUAGAAGGGGUAGCUAUGGACAUGGGCUUCGAUGGAACCCCUGAAAUAGAAGGUGAGAUACAUCUUCAGAAUUCAAGCUCUGUGCAUGAUCAGAAAUCAGCGGAAACGGGAACGAAGGCUCAAUCACCGGCUGACAGUGAUGAAGAUGUUGAGGAGAUUGUGGCUGAUGUAGAUUCUGAUAGCGAGGCUGAAUUAGUGUCAGAAAACAGCAAAACUACCGAAAUUCAUUCUGAUGAACUAUAGAUAGUCUAUUAGAACGCUCUAAUAUUUUUUUCCUGUGAAAUACGAAG